AUGAAAGAAGAAGUUCCAAGAGAUCAUCAUAAUAUAACUUCACUUAUUUAUCCGGAUCACAACAUGCGAUGUCACAGUACAAAUGAUGAUGACAGACUUAACAAAGACGUCAAAUUUGGUGUACUCCGAAUAUUCUGGGGAGAAAUGGAACUGCCGUUUACGGAAGAAAUCGAGCUUCGAGCCGUCAAAAGAUCUGUGGAGAUGAAGACAUUUAUGAGUUGGGAGUUUCGAUUAGGUCCUCCGGAAGAUCAGAAAGUUUUAGUCUCGGUUCCAGCUCAUUUGUUCUGGAGAAUGCUCAGAACGAAAAAGGAAGAACUUAAAAUGUAUCCAGCAACAUUCAUGUUUCAAUUGGCACAAGAAGGAAUGGAACAUUUGAAAACUUCGAUUCCAGACGUUUACGAAUCAGUGAAAAAGUACCAUAAAGAACGGAGAAAACCUCUUUCAGAACUCCUUUUUGUCGUUUUGGAUCCAGCAAAUAUUCAAUUCUUCGAGUUAGGUCUUCUCUUGUACAGAGGCGCUUACGAAGUUCUGAUCAGACAGUUCCACAAAGUGUUCGACAAACACUGGGCAGAUCACAACAAAUGGUGCAUGACUCGUUAUCCAGAUCCAAGGGUUGUGUACGCUCCAAUUGAAGAAGUAUCGGGAGAUGACUUCUCUCAUCUAACAAAACGAUUCGGACUCCGAAAUUAUGAUACAAGAGAAUCAGCGGAUGGGAUAAGAUAUACUGUUCGAACUUACUUACCGAGAAAAGAAGUGAAGAAAAAAUAUAAGAAAGGAGCACACAUGAAGAAGACGAUGAAUCAGAGAGAAGAUGGAGGUGUUGAGAGGAGAGAAGACGCCGGAGGGCAUGAUCAGGAAGAGAUUCUGGGAAAUCGACAGAUGUCAUUCGACAGAAAGAUUGUCUAUCCAGAGAAUUUGACUGAUUUCUUCGAGGAAAUGAGACGGAAGAAGCAAAUGCAGAAUAGAAAGAAUCGAUUACUCAAGGAGAUAGAAGAUCGAAUUGUGAAAGUGAAGGAACCGAAAAUUGUGGUGGAAGUGGAAGAGGAGUUGAUAGAAGUGAAAGAAGAGCCCAAGGAUGAAGCGAUGGAGGGACCGGAGGAGAAGACGGUAGAAGAGGAUGUUUCCGAAGAAGUCGAACUCGAUUUUGGAAUGGAAGAAGAGGAAGAAGAAGAGGAGGAAGAAAUUGAAGAGGCAGAUGAUGGUUCAUUCGAAACGGAUGCCCCAACUACGUCGACUAGGUCAGCAAAAAGUCGUCAAGUAAGAAGAAGAGCUCCCGGUUCAGCUGCUCCAUCGACUUCACUGACGUUGGAUAAUCGACCAAGACGUCAGAGAAACGAGCCAACUGAAAUCUACAAAGCAACUCCAAUCAAAAUGAGAACCUCCAAACGUCGUUGA
This is a messenger RNA of Caenorhabditis remanei, 1395 nucleotides long. RefSeq lists its product as uncharacterized. NCBI's taxonomy places the organism in Eukaryota, Metazoa, Nematoda, Chromadorea, Rhabditida, Rhabditidae. Bases 1 to 1395 code for a protein of 464 amino acids. The transcript is spliced from 7 exons. The record is from RefSeq and is a predicted model, not a curated record.